AUGCCGCCCUCUCCAGUUAUCAUCAUCACCGGAACUCCAGGUACUGGAAAAUCAACUCAUGCUCAACUACUACAGGAUGCUUCACCAGUCCCUCUAAAGCACAUCAACGUCGGUCAAUUGGUCAAAGAUAAUGGCUUUCAUCAAGGCUUUGAUGAGCAAUGGCAAAGUUACACCGUAGACGAAGACAAGUUGUUAGAUGAACUCGAACCAUUAGUAUCCGCUGGUGGAAUAAUUCUUGAUUGGCACACCUGUGACAUAUUCCCCGAGCGAUGGGCAGAUCUAGUCGUCGUUCUACGCUGCAAUCAUACCAUGCUAUGGGAACGCCUCGAAAAACGUAACUAUCCUCUUAAAAAGAUACAAGAAAACAACGAAGCGGAGAUAAUGGAAGUCGUCCUCCAAGAGGCCCGAGACUCCUACCCCCAACAGAUUAUUGUUGAUCUCAAAAGCGAAUCUUCCCAAGAUCUCGAAAAUAACGUUGCAAACAUCGUUGAAUGGAUAAAACAGUGGUUAAAAGAUAACGAAAACAAAGUCGAUAUUUCAUAA
This is a messenger RNA of Suillus clintonianus, 543 nucleotides long. Its product is annotated as AAA domain-containing protein. The record is from RefSeq and is a predicted model, not a curated record. Gene Ontology annotation, molecular function: ATP hydrolysis activity; AMP kinase activity; ATP binding. Bases 1 to 543 code for a protein of 180 amino acids. The transcript is spliced from 3 exons. NCBI's taxonomy places the organism in Eukaryota, Fungi, Basidiomycota, Agaricomycetes, Boletales, Suillaceae. Gene Ontology annotation, cellular component: nucleus; cytoplasm.